CAUUCCACAAGCACCAUGAGGACUCCUGCCCCCAGCUUUGCCGUCCUCUCCUCCGCAGGACCAAUCUCAUUCCCGGCCACUCUGGCCAUUGUCCUGAGCUGCCUCUUCUCCGGGGCGCACAGCCAGACCCCACGGGCCUUCCAGGAGAGCACCAUGUCCCUGGAGGUGCCGGGCCAGGAGCAGGCCCGCGGCCUGGCGCAGCCCGGGCUGCUGUGGGCCGUGCCCGUGUCCAACGCGUCGGACGGCGCUGCCGGGAGCCGCCCCUCGGAGCCGCCGCUGCUGCCCGUGUGCGCCAGGCCCGCCGACAUCCGCCACGUCUUCAAGUACAUCAACACCAUCGUGUCCUGCACCAUCUUCAUCGUGGGCAUCAUCGGCAACUCCACGCUGCUGCGCAUCAUCUACAAGAACAAGUGCAUGAGGAAUGGCCCCAACGUCCUCAUCGCCAGCCUGGCCCUGGGGGACCUGCUCUACAUCCUCAUCGCGCUGCCCAUCAAUGUCUACAAGCUCCUGGCCAAGGACUGGCCCUUCGGGGUGCAGGUCUGCAAGCUGGUGCCCUUCAUCCAGAAAGCCUCCGUGGGCAUCACGGUGCUCAGCCUCUGUGCCCUCAGCAUCGACAGGUACCGAGCAGUGGCGUCCUGGAGCCGGAUCCAGGGCAUUGGGAUCCCCAUGUGGAAGGCCGUGGAGGUGCUGCUGAUCUGGGCAGUGGCCAUCGUGCUGGCAGUGCCCGAGGCCAUCGCCUUCGACAUGGUGGAGCUGAGCUACUGGGAGCAGCACCUGUGGGUGUGCAUGCUGGCCUCGGAGCAGAAAAGAUCCUCAAGUGGAUCCAACAUCCUUACAGUGGAUCUUGGCACGUUCCUUCCAAUCCAAACCAUUCCAUGAUUCCACGAUUUGGAAUCCCCUGUGCUAAUCCUCCCCCCUGACCCUGUCUGGCAGCGCCGGGAGGUGGCCAAGACCGUGUUCUGCCUGGUGGUGAUCUUCGCGCUCUGCUGGCUGCCCCUGCACCUCAGCCGCAUCCUCAAGAAGACCAUCUACGACCAGACGGAUCCCAACCGCUGUGAGCUGCUCAGUAAUUCCUUGCCCGGACUGCACCGCCCUCCUGAUGGGCAUGAAGAGGGUGGGAGGGACAUGAGAAGGUCCUGCCUGUGCUGCUGGUGCCAGAGGCCGGCCCUGAGCAUCACCCCCACGGAUGAGAAGGGAUCUGUUGGGAAGUGGAAAGCCACGGGGCAGGAGCUGGGGCUGGACCGCAGCAGCUCCCGCCUGAGCAACAAGUACAGCUCUUCCUAAAUCCGUGUCACUGUCCAGGACAAGGCACAGGGACAGCAGGACCCCUCCGAUCCUCUCCCAGGCUCUUCCUGGCUGGGCCUGAAUCAGCUUUGCCGUCGUGUCCUAACCCAGCUGGAAGGAGCUGGAGCAUUCCCCAGGACCAGCUCCAAGCCCAGCCCCUGACCCCAGCGGUCACCUCUGCAGGAGA
Molecule: messenger RNA, 1471 nt
Organism: Pyrgilauda ruficollis (rufous-necked snowfinch)
Lineage: Eukaryota; Metazoa; Chordata; Aves; Passeriformes; Passeridae
Product: endothelin receptor type B-like
Exons: 6
Biological process (GO): enteric nervous system development; regulation of blood pressure; G protein-coupled receptor signaling pathway
Cellular component (GO): membrane
Molecular function (GO): endothelin receptor activity
Source: RefSeq, a predicted model, not a curated record